AUGUCUACAGAAUUGGUUGAACUCAGAGCAAGACUACAAACAAUGGACUAUCGGUUGGCACGUGCACAGAAUGAUCUUAUCGAUUUAGCGAAGACGAAAUGUGGCACUGAUCCGUUGCUGAAAAGUUACUAUAGAUCCUUGAAGCUGGAAAUGGAGUCUCUACGUCAAGAACGAAACAAAUUGCGCGACGAACGAAAUAAACUAGUGGACGAGAAUGCUUCCCUAGCUAAUGUUUUCAAUUUAGUAUCGCAAUUGGUAUACGGGACAAAUGCAAGUGAUGGAGCAAAAAUUUCUGCAGCUGUAUCUGCUCUUGAGUGGACAGCUACUUCAACUGAAGAUCACAAGAUUGUAAAUACCGUGAAUGAAGAAAAACAGAUCCUGUCCUUUCAGGUGCAAAAUCCUCAUGGGUUUAUAGAUCAGGAUAAGGGUGUGACAAAAGCUGAACCGCUCACGCCUCUUUUCCUUAACGAAAAACAUAAGUGA
This is a messenger RNA of Angiostrongylus costaricensis, 483 nucleotides long. The record is from the annotation of a GenBank genome assembly. NCBI's taxonomy places the organism in Eukaryota, Metazoa, Nematoda, Chromadorea, Rhabditida, Metastrongylidae.